UGGAGGGUUAAGAUCCAUUCACCAGGGAUAGAUUCAAACUCACACAAUACUGAGUUUUGUGUGUUUCAAUUUUUAUGAAUGGUGAGGAAGAUGAAAAUGGGUGAUAAUUUCCAAUAUUAUGGUUUAUUUCAUUAGUUUUGCUAUUUUAUAUUCUCUACUUUUUCUACAUUCAAGUGAUUAAAGUGGUUUUCGUUUUUUCUCUUCACAUCAUUCAAUAGUGGGAAUAGUGCAGUGAAUUUUUGACUGGACAACAUCGGUGAACACAGGUAAUACCUGUGUUGUGUAAUUGUCUUAUUUUUGCUCUUCUUAUUUUUUUCUUAUUCUUCUUUUUUUGCUGCUCAUCUUCCUUUAUUUGUUUGUACCUCUUUCUUUUCUAAUUUGUGCACAUUGUUAUUUCGCCAUGUCAAAUGUAAGAGCAGAAAUACUUGCUGCUAGCCGUUCCCGGACUGGUUGGCAGAGGCAAGUUUCAUAUCCAAGCAAUCAAACUAAACCUAAGCCCAUAAUUGAUUCGUUGAGGAUGUCAUUUGAGGAGAAGGUAUCUUCAGGGUGUGAAACAAGUAACCUUAAAAGCGGUUAUAAUGGUAAAGAUCAUCAAGGAGAUAAUAAAGGUUCAUCAACCAAAGAAAGACGAAUGGGUGCCAAAGUUAGUGCCAUUGCUAUUAUAUUUCAAUCACUCUCACCUCCACCGCCAUCAACUACAAUAGGAUCACCGAUGACCACAUCUAACUCAAAUGUAACUGCUAAUAAUAACAACAACAAUAUCAGUAACAAUGUCAAUGGCUCAUCGAUUGUAUCAUCUUCAACUUGUGCUAACAACGUGAAGAACAAUGAAACCAAACUCAUUUCUACUGGUAUCGAAAGCAAACAAUCUAGUGAUACGAUUAAAUCGAAUGGUUCACUUGCUAAAAAUAAUAAUUUUUCCAAAUCAAACGAUGAUGUUUCUAAAAAUGAAUUACAAGAUGACGUUUCGCCAUCUAAAAAAUUCAACUCUAAUAUCAAUAGUGCUUUCCGUUGUAAAAGAAGUUGCUCUCUUCCAGUCUCACAAGAUCCAGCUUCUAACCUUGACGGUAAAUACUUGAAAGAUACAGUGGAUGCUAGGUUUAAAGAAAAUGAUCUUAAAUCAUCAAAUAAUUCUGGUGAUAAGCCCACUAUAACUGCUAAGCCAUCUUCAAUCAAAAUCAACCGAACCGAAAGUAGAGUUAGCAGGUUCAAUAACGCACGAGCUGUUUUCGAGAAAUUACAAACUUCAUCGGAAAGUACAACACCAACUACACCUCCAAACAAUGGACCAACUUUACUGAAAACAUCACGAUCAAAUUCCCCUAAUGGCAGCAUUGAAAAAAUAUCUUCUAGAAAAACUUCAUUAUCGGAAGAUGAUUUAAAGGAAAAUGGUAUGAAUGGUAUUAAUUCCGUAAACCAAUCCAGACAAGUAGAAAAAAUAGAGAAAAAGUUACCAUGUGAAUUAUCUAGGAAAAGCACAACACCAUCAGUUAUCGGAGCAACUAGCAUAUCUUCAGGCAGCUUGCAUCAAAAUGUCACAAAUACACUGAUUGAUCCUGUACAAAGACCAAAAGAAAGUCCACCUCCUAAGCCAUCUUAUGUAUUACCCUCUAAGGUAAAAGAGAUUCAACGUUCAGUCUCAGUUCCAACAAAUGGAACACCAACAUCCAGCUUAUUAAAUAAACAAGCACCGGCAGCUAAAUUAACUGAAGACUCUUUGUUUACCAAGAAACGUACUUCCGGUACCUUGGAUAGUUUGAGAAGCGGGAGUGAAGAAAAGCCAAAACAGGCUCAACCACAACCACAACAGCCUAAAAUUGUAACAACAUCAGUUAAACCUGUAGAGCCACUCAUCAUUGAUCAUAAGACAAGUGAGCCGGUAAGCCAAGAGAAUGGUAAACAAGUAAGGUCACAAUUAGCUAAUGAGGAUAAGUCAAAGAUGACUUCUAAAGAAGAGUUGAUUGAGAAAAUGAUUGCAGCUAUAGCCGAUGACUCAAUGGUUGUAGAAACUAAACUAGAUUCAAGAGGUCAACCUGAACUCGAUUUAAGUGCAUGUGACACUUCAGGAAUUUCCCAAUUUAUGGAUUUCGAUGAUUGUUUUAAAGAUGUUGACAUGAUGACCGAAGAGGAAGCUGAGAAACUUUUAUCACGCAAAUCUAGAUCAACACUCCAUGCAGAUCUGGGAAAUCGAUUAAAUGCCAAUAGCAGCUCAACACCAGUACAAAUACCAACACCAGCACCAGCACUCGCACAAACACAAGCACCAGUAGCAGCAGCAGUAGUAUCAACACCAACGCCAAAAUCAGCGUCAAUUGUCUCAUCAAAUGUUAAUACCAACACUCUUGACAAUUUGCCUCCUUCAUUACCUUCAUCUGUUACAAGCUCCUCUGCUGUAUCACACCGAGUUACUGGACCCUCUGUAGCUCCAGUACCAUCAAUGAUAACAAACAUUGCACCGGCCAUUUCAUCAUUAACACGUAUAGAAACAACAAGCACGGGUAAUUUUGAUGAAAUGUAUGGAGGGGAAGCAUCAGCUGAAGCUGAUCUCAAAUCAUUUGAAAAUCAUUCAGAAAAUUGUAUAGUUUACGAAACAAACAACCAACCUGAGAGUCAAUUGAUUCCAGAUAGUCAUUACUUCUCAGAAAAGCCUGGAUUACCACCCGAAACAGAUGAUGCCGAUGAUGUUUAUUCCAAGGUGCCUAGAAAGAAGCCAACCCGAGUGAAAUUCAGUACCGAACCCAUUAAAGUGUUUCCCACACACGCAGUUGAAGAUUAUGAUCGUCGUAAUGAAGACGUUGAUCCGGUAGCUGCUUCAGCUGAAUAUGAACUUGAGAAGCGCAUUGAGAAAAUGGAUGUUUUCCCUGUUGAACUUGAAAAAGGUCCAGAUGGUCUAGGUUUGAGUAUAAUAGGAAUGGGAGUCGGUGCUGAUGCUGGUCUUGAAAAAUUGGGCAUUUUUGUUAAAACAAUCACCGAGAAUGGUGCUGCUCACAAGGAUGGAAGAAUUCAAGUUAACGAUCAGAUAAUCGAAGUUGAUGGCCUAUCCUUGGUUGGUGUCACUCAAGCUUAUGCAGCCUCUGUACUUCGUGGAACCAAUGGACCAAUCAAGUUCCUCAUUGGUCGGGAACGGGAUCCAGAUAACAGUGAGAUCGCUCAGCUGAUAUUACAAUCAAUUGAGGCUGAAAAAAGGCAGCAAGAACAACAAAAGGUUUUACAUCAACAAUUGGCUCAACAUUUUCAACAACAGCAACAAUUGCAGCAGCAACUUUUACUUCAAUCACAACAAUUUCAACAAGCCAACAAUCAGACUGAAUCACAAAAAUCAUGUAUUGAACCGAGUCCACCUAAUAAAGAUCUUCCUGACUCACCAGAACCUGAGCCUGAACCAUCACCAUCGCCAACUCCUUCACCGGAAGUUAUAACUGAAAUGCUUUGGGAUGUAACCUCCAAAGAUGCUGGACUAUUGGAUGGUAAUAAAGUCCAUGAUGCAGGUUUAAUUGCUCGCCAAGAUUAUGACAAAUUAAGGGAUGAGGUUGACGAUUGGAAAGCAAAGUAUAGUGCAAUAAAUGACGAAUUGACUAAACUCAGAGCCAAAACGGAUGCCAAGUGUUGUGCUUUACAGAAGCAACUUGAAGAUACUCAGGUUAAACUACAGGAGAGUGAAUGUUCAUUAGUCAAAGCUCGACGAGAAUUGGAAGAGUCACAUCGUAUGGUGGAAGAAGCUCGCAACGAAUAUGUUCAAUUAGAAAAAAAGUAUCAUAAGGCGAAAAAGCUGAUUAAAGGUUUCCAACAACGUGAUAUUGGUUUGGAGAAACGAGAUGAAGCCAGGCUGAUGGAAGAUGGCAGGGAAUGUGAUUAUCCGUCAAUAAUCCGAACUCUUCAAGGUAGAAUUGAAUUUCUUGAAGCUAAACUGGAUGAAAUUCAACGUGCAAGUGGAAUUGAGAUUUCCAUUGAUAACAACUGCAGUAAUGACGAAUCAGUAGGUUUCACCAAAAUGAUUACUGGUAUGUUGAGAGGCAAUAAUGAAAGUAGCAACCAAAGGGAAUUAAAGUUGAACCAACAACAAGCUUUUGCUACUGGUUCAACAGCUUUUGGAAGCAUGACCAGCACUGGAGGUAGUCUUGCUGAUGAACCACAAUCAAUCAGCUUGGAGGAAUCUGAUGAAGAAUCUGAUUUGUUGAUUCUGCCUCCUGCAGAGUUAUUGGACAGUCGAGCAGCUAAAGAAAAGGCUGAACUCGCUUCUAAAGGUAGUUUAGCCAAUCGUCAACCACCAAGUAUGAGAAGGCAAUCAUCUUAUUGUUCAAUGGAUGGUAACAGUGAUUCAAGUUCACCUCGAAGAGUUAAUAGAAGAUCCGAGAUGAUUAACCAAGGAAGGUCAAGGCCACUUUCAGAGCCUGUUGGUAGACUAGAUUCAGAUUGGCUUGGACCCGGUCAAUUGGGGCCAAAAGAAUCAUCAACUAAAUCACUUCGAAAUGAAGAAGAUCCCAAUUCAUCGCUCAUUGAAAGCUCUUGCUCAGCCCCAGCCAUAAAUUUACAAUCACUCUCACCUAUAUCAAUGCUAUCUUCUUCAUCUUCAUCAGCUAGCUAUGCUAGUAGCCCAGAAAAAUCCUGUGAUCCCUCAACAAAUCAAUGUAUUUGGAGUGGCAAAUUGGUUACCGAAUGGUCACCAGAUGAAGUUUCUGAAUGGUUGAUUCUAUUUGGUCUCGAUUAUCUGGUUGAAAAUUUCCGAAAUCAUUCUAUCUCUGGUAAAGAAUUGAUUCAGCUUGAAAGUAACCAAUUGAAGGCUCUCAAUGUCACCAAUCCAAGAAAUAGAUCUUUUCUCAAGAAAAAGAUUAAGGAACUUCGCAUGAAUUUAGAGGGAAAAGAAGAUGGAAGGGAGUGAACCUUUUUGAUAUUUGGAUAAACACUCACUCAACUCAAUCAUCUGAAUAGAGGCAUUCCAACAAUGUCCUAUUAUUUUACAUCAUUUUUGAAAAUUUUCAUAUUAUUUGUCUGCUGAUUAAUUAGAUUAACUUGAUUUAAAGCGCACCGAGGAAAAGAAACACUCUUGGAACCUUUCUAUUACAUCAAGAAAAUCAGCAACCACAUUUUUUUCAUCAUCAAAUUUACCUUUCACUAUUUAAGUCAAUCGACAAGAAUGGGGAAAAAAUUGAUUCAUUGUCUUGGCAAAACCUUAUUCUGUGUUGAUUGCUACGAACGAUUACCAUGCAACGUUUCAAAACACUUCAAGCUUGAAAAGAGAUUUUUUCAGUUUCUCAAUCAACUCUAUAGUAUAAGCUAUUAACGCUUAUUUUCAUAGCUGAUCUUCAUUUAUCAUUAUCAUUAUUAUUAUUACAAUUAUAACUAUUACUAUUAUUAUUAUCACUUAUAAUUUCUACAUCUCUUUUCAUCUCAUAGCUUGAUGUGUCUAAGGAAAUGCAUGUUAAUCAAAUUAAUCAGCAAAAUCACUCAUCUAGUCCACUAUUUAAUCAAAUUAUGUAGCAAGGCCACAUACUCUCAUUUUUAUCUUUCCUCUUUUUUUCACUUCUCAUUGUUUUUGUAUACAUUCCUUCAUGUUCGUAUUUUUCUCACUCAAAACUAAAUUGUGAUCAAUGUGAAUUGUAUUUCUUAUGUUUGACAUUUGGACAAAGUCCUAAUCACAUUCAAUCCUCAUAAUCCUCAGAACUCCUUUUUUCCUAUUAUCUUACAAACUACCCUGAACCUAAUUUUUAUCAUCACUCAUUUUCUUUUGUAAUGUUUUCUUUUUUUCCUCUCAACUCAAAUUGAUUGUCACAAGUAACCUAUCAAUUUAUUCAGGUCUAUUUAAUUUGUAAGGACUACAAUUGCUGUAGACACAUUAAUUUUUACCUUGAUAAUAAUUGACCAUUUCAUUCAAAUUGAUAAAGAACAAAUUUCACACCAAUUUGUACCCUUUCACUUUUUUUCCGAAACAAUUUUAUUUCUCUCAUUCUUCCACUUCUUGAUCCUGAACAUCCAGAAGGGAUCUCAUGAGACUUCAAUUUCUAUAUGAAAUAAAAUACAUUGUAACAUUUUACUUGUCUAAACGAUUCGUUCAUUAUUUGAAUAAACUUUAUUAAUUGGAAA
Tetranychus urticae (two-spotted spider mite) is the source of this 6081-nucleotide messenger RNA. It is a transcript of the gene Spn, whose product is annotated as protein phosphatase 1 regulatory subunit spinophilin. NCBI's taxonomy places the organism in Eukaryota, Metazoa, Arthropoda, Arachnida, Trombidiformes, Tetranychidae. The record is from RefSeq and is a predicted model, not a curated record. Gene Ontology annotation, molecular function: actin filament binding. Gene Ontology annotation, cellular component: postsynaptic density; cytoplasm; actin cytoskeleton. Gene Ontology annotation, biological process: actin filament organization; calcium-mediated signaling; neuron projection development.